AUGAUUUACGAAGGCGGCGCUGUACCGCCGGACCAUACUAUUGUGCGCAAUGCAGCGCCCGAGGGCAUCGAAGACGAAAAUUUGAUAACCGGCUGCGGAACGGCGGCGGGCGAUAUCACUUUUCACGGGGUAGGCUUUUCCCCGCAACGCCUGGAUCGUUUCUGUAAUCGGAAGAAGGGGGGAAAAAACAAUGUUUUGAUACGCCUGAAUGACAAAUCGCCUAAACCGUUUGUGGAACAAGAUGGAUCGGUCCGGCUGUGCGACGAUCUGUAA
This is a messenger RNA of Bursaphelenchus xylophilus (pine wood nematode), 273 nucleotides long. The record is from the annotation of a GenBank genome assembly. NCBI's taxonomy places the organism in Eukaryota, Metazoa, Nematoda, Chromadorea, Rhabditida, Aphelenchoididae.